AAACUCGGAUAUAUAAAAUUGCCGGUUGCCGGUUUUUCUGUCAAUUCAGAUUAAGUCAGUGAAUUUAGAACUGAAAAUUUAUAUUCGCAUCGCGAAAAAUAAGUAAUUUACAAAGUAGUCGUCAAGUGAAAAAUGUCUCUGAUACCGCUACCAUAUUUUUUUGGCGAUGGACCCUACAGCAGACCAUCAAGGCUAUUUGAUCAACAUUUUGGUCAAGUUUUGGAACCGGAAGAUUUGCUACAACCUAUCUCAAGACAGUUCCUCAGAUGUCCUGCCGGCUAUCUCAGAAACUGGCAGUCUGCAUCGUCUGGAAAUGAUUCCGGCUCUACAAUAGAUUUAGGAAAAGACCAGUUCUCGGCCAACUUGGAUGUUCAGCAGUUUAAACCCGAUGAAAUAUCUGUGAAAGUUACCGGAGACCGGGAGGUGACCAUUGAAGGAAAACAUGAAGAAAAGGAGGACGAGCAUGGGCAUGUCUACAGACACUUCAAGAGGAGAUAUGUUUUGCCUAAAGGUUAUGAUAUGGACAAGAUAGUGUCGAAGCUGUCUACAGAUGGUGUCCUUUCCAUCCAUGCUCCUAAGAUAGCUGCUGGAGAAAUCGAACACAAGAAAAUUGCCAUUGAACACACAGGCAAACCUGCUAAAGCCCUAGAGGGAGCAAAAGGAGCUGGUGAGAAGUAAAAUUAAAAUCUUCGACAUAACUAUAUGUAUUCAAAUAUUCAGGGACUAUAUGUUAUUUCAUUGCUUUGUAGUUCAUAAUAGUUUUGCAUAGAUUCUAUAGACACUAUUUAGUGUAAAUUCAUCUUGGUAUUAACAGAUCUUUUAGUUUGUAUUAUUUUGAGACUGAGUUCAUCUAAUGUUAAAACUUUUCUGUAUUUUAAUAUAAAGUAAUAGCAAUCGA
Molecule: messenger RNA, 898 nt
Organism: Diabrotica virgifera virgifera (western corn rootworm)
Lineage: Eukaryota; Metazoa; Arthropoda; Insecta; Coleoptera; Chrysomelidae
Product: protein lethal(2)essential for life-like
Exons: 1
Coding region: 133-678 (181 amino acids)
Biological process (GO): response to heat; protein refolding
Molecular function (GO): protein folding chaperone
Source: RefSeq, a predicted model, not a curated record